Emiliania huxleyi CCMP1516 is the source of this 2922-nucleotide messenger RNA. RefSeq lists its product as hypothetical. Lineage: Eukaryota; Haptophyta; Isochrysidales; Noelaerhabdaceae. The record is from RefSeq and is a predicted model, not a curated record. The transcript has 7 exons. Bases 1 to 2922 code for a protein of 973 amino acids.
AUGGCGGUUCGUAGGCUCGACGUGCGGCGCGCACGUUCUCUCCUAAACACCUGCACCGACGAGGCGCUAAAUCUGAUCCUCGAAAGCGGGCCGCUCGACGGCGAGUCGCUGGAAGCCGACGCACGUCACCUCUUUGACAUCAUUUCGCUCCUUCUCGCACGAAGCGACCCCGCGGCGUGUCCAAAGUUGACGCGAUGUGCUGCAGUGCUCGCCGGCGUGGAGCGUGCGUGGAUUCUCUACCUGGAGCGACGCGAAGCUGACCUGGAUGUCGUACAGCCGCAAGCACUUCGCGGCGUCAGCUUGGGUGCGGAGCCGUCGCUCGCCGCUGCCACAUGCGACCAUCUAACCAAAGACGUGGAGCUGCUGCACCAGCUGUCGAGCGACAGUGCGCUCACGAUGUCGCUCGCUGAUGGUCUACUCGAUGCCUACAUGCCUCGGCUCGUGAGAGAGGCCAAAGGCAACGCGGCCUCCAUUUCCGCCAAAAUUGGCUCCACCGGUGGAGACCCGCUGCGAACCUGUAGCAGGAGCAGCACCGUCGACUGGCCGUUGCCGUGGCUAGUCGCAAACGGGAUUGCAAGCGCGGUCGACUCCGUGGCUGAUUGCAUUCGAACAAUGCCGAUCCUACCAUCUCGCAUGAAGGCGCGCUCCCUCUGGGAAGGCCUCGCAGCGGCCGAGCUGCUCGCCCCACACCUCUCGGCCUUGCAAACGGCGCUGCAGUCGCACGUGGGCCGGCUGGUGUCGCGAGCGCUGUCGGUCGAAGAGCGGCGGGACGUUGCAUGUCUCAAGCAGACUCUGCCAGCAAUGACGGCGACAGGCCGAGAGCCCAUCUUGGGCUCGUGCGCAACGGUGCUCGCCUCUCUGCGGCUGCACGCUACCGACGCUCUCUUCACGCAUCUGCCGGCACUCAAUCAAACGUUGGCAGAUUCGCUCUACGACGCGGUGGCUGCCCUUUCGGCGCACCUCAUCGCCGUCUCAUCAGAUGUCAUCUCGUCAAACCCGGACCGCCGCACCGCAACGCUCCCGACGCGCGUGCUGUGCGCCCUGCUCGCCUCGGCGCGGGGCAUCUCGUGUUUCCUCGACAGCCUCGCCGACUCCCGCCCACAGAUUGCGGCAGUGUCCUCGUUCCAGGCGUCGCGGAGCGAGAUUGCUCGCACAGCAGAGGCGCUGCGCGGCGAGUUGUGCCAGACGCACGCGGGCUUGUGCGUGAUGGGCGCACUCGCGGAAGGGCCGCAGGCACGCGAGGGAGUUUCCGCCAAUCUCCUCCACAUGGCUCUCCUCGUCAGUGGGGCUCGAGCCGAGCUCCGCCAACACGCACCCGGCGAGUGGCGGUCCAUCCUCCUCUGUGUGUUGGGGCGAGCGUUGCUCUCCGUUAUCGGAGCCCGGUGGGUGCACGGGCGGCGCGUGCGGCCGCUCGAUCCGCAACGACAAAAGGCGGACCUCGUCUUUCUUCUCUGCGUGAUCUCGGUCCACUGCCCCGCGGCGAUCGAGCGCUUCGCGUCGCACGGCGACAGCCCUGACGCUGGUGCCGAUGCUGCCGAAAGAGACGGACUCACGGGCGUCGGCCUGUGCCUGCUCUCGUUGCUGGCCCUCUGCGCGCCGGCAGGGCUGGUGGAGCAAGCCCGCGGCUGGCAAGCAGCGGCGGCGGCAGAGGUCGUGGCGGCAGGCUCGCACGAGGGUUGGCCCCUGCUCGCGCGGCGGGCGCUGCAAGACUGCCCCACCUCGCUCGCCGGUGCCGUGAGCAGCUUGACGGCGGUGGGAAGAGCCGAUGCGAGCGCUGGCAGAAGCAGCCCGUCAAAUCCGGAGGUUGACUUUGCGGCGCACGCGUGCCUCGCGGAACACGCGGGGGUCGGCGAGAUCCUCUGGGGGGCGGCGAACGUGCUGCAGAACAAGCUGACGCGGGCCCAGUACCUCGAUGAGGUGACUUGGACCACAAAGAGCUGGCUGGGGCUGCAGAAGCAGCGCAUCUCAGUCGUUCUUCACGCGGCCAUCGCAGAGCAGGUUGUGAAUGAGCUUGCCAGCGGCGAGGGCGGUCGAGUGCACGGAGCUAAGGGCGUGUACCAAAUUAUUGGCGGAUACAAAGCGGUCCUCGAGCUGUAUGGACAGAAGGUCCUCCUCGGCCACUUCAACUCGAAAACGGGGGCGGCGGUGGCCUACGCGCGGGCGGUCGCGGAAGAGGAUUUCCUGCCCUACGCCCGGCCGGUGAGAGAGGCGGCCGUGACGACGCGCAUCUGGACCUUUCCGGCCGCCGGUUCCCUGUUUGGGCAGCCCACCGUACUGACGACGGUCUGCCGCCCGCGCAUCGGCUAUGGGCCUCCAUCGCUGGUCGACGCGCUCCUCUGGGAGGGCGCCCACGCCGCCGGGUGGCGCAUCCGAGACUACCUCGGGGCGUCGGCGUGGCUGUUUGUGAGCCCGCACGGCGAGACGUACCGCAUGUCUGCGGCGCCCGAUGCCGACCACGCAGCCGACGACGCGCUGGCGGGUUUCGAGGCGUGGGCGGAGGCGCGUAAGCAAAGCUUGAAGUACACCUGCCGCUUUUGCGGCGCUGGGAAGCUGCAGCCUGCUACGAAGUGCCCCUGCUACGGUGGCUCUUUGCUCCCGACGGUGCGGAAGCUCGAGGCGACGGAGCUGACGUGGGACCAAGCGCUCGGCCAGUGCGUCCGCAACCCGCUCUGCGUGCGCGGAUUCAAGCACAUGGGCAAGGGAGGCAAGUGCCGCAUCGAGCAGCCGGCCAAGGGGGCGAAGCAAUACUUCGAGGGCGGAGCCUUCGGGUGCGUGCUGCCUGCGAGCCACGCUGGGCCGCACGAGUACGCGCAGCCUGCCAAGCGCGCGCGAAAGAACUCGUGGCGGGCGGCUGAGCAGGAGGGCACUGGCUACUGCUAUCGGUAUCGCCACGCUGUGAGAUUGUCACAUGGCAACUUUUAA